CAAGAAUACAUUAUAAACUGAAGCAGAGGAAGCCUCGAGUAUGCUGCAGACAAGGAUUUUUCUAAACCAUAAAUUCAUCUAUGCGGCUCUACCUUCUGUCUAAUUAAUGAAAUGUAAACAAGGAGUUCCUUCUGUUACUCACAUGGCGAAGCAGUUUCACUCGUCUUUUUUGUCUGCUUUUCGUUACGUUUUUGCUCCCUCUACUGGUGGGGUCAACUUAUUACAUAGGUUAUAAAACACACACACAUGGCUUUUGUAACUACCAGUCAGCUGGUGUUUGGUAACGAGUACUGGUGGCAGAGAACGUAAUGUUCGCCAGUUACAUUUUACUUUAGCACACUUUUACUUGUACUAUACCGUCACUUUUCACAUCUAAGAUGCCUCACUCAGCCGCCGGUGACCAAGCUGCGGUGAGACAGAUGUUGAGGGAGGUGCUGGUGGGUCGAGAAGAUCCGGAGGGCUUCUUCGCGAUGUGUGUGUCCAUCCUGGGGCACCAAGAGACGCGUUCGCAGUUUCUGUCCAUCAUCAAGCCACUGUCCACGGCCAACAUCCGGCUGCACUCUGUCCUCAGUUUCAUCUACCAGGGAUAUUUCUCGAAGAUGGAGGAUGAUGAGCUGGAGCUUGCUUUGGCUCUCUCUCUUCUGGAUAUGAAGGAUCAGCAGAUAUCAACCCCUAACCAAAUGACCCUGCAUCCUGCAGUCGGAGGCAAUGCAAGCAGCAGUCUACGCAAUUCAAACGCAAAAACUCAAGGAAAUAGUUGCACCCAACAAGAAGACGUACCUGGCAGAGAAAAGAGUGCCUUUGUGGCACAAUCAAUGUCCGGUAAUAAGGAAAACUUCAGAGAGAACCAAACUUAUAAAAGUACACAUGUUGAAGGUGUUGAUAACAAAUCACUUGGAACAAGCCAGGCUCUUUAUGUUCCAGAUUCCUCUACCUCAUUUUCUAUUCCAAACACACCAUCCGUAAGUGGCCAAGUUAUGAAGGAGGGAGAUUUGAAUCUAUCAAAGAAACCAAGAUGUUCUAAAAAUAGGCGGCAACGGCGAAAAGUAGCUAUGCAGCAGAUUGUAGGUUUAAAACGUUCUCCAUCAGCGCCACCACCUGUUUUACUUUGGUUCAGGAGAGACCUUAGACUCUGUGAUAACCCUGCACUCAUCAGAUGUCUUGAACUGGGUGCACCUGUCAUUCCUGUCUUUAUUUGGAGUCCUGAGGAGGAGGAGGGUUCAGGGGUCACCCUUGCUAUGGGGGGAGCUUGUAAAUACUGGCUUCAUCAGGCUUUGUCUUGCUUUUGUGCAUCCCUGGAGCGGAUUGGCAGUCAUCUCAUCUUUCUCAAAGCCAGUGGAGAUGGGAACAAAGACGGAUCUUCUCUGUAUACGCUGAAAACAUUAGUAAAGGAGACCGGGGCACAAACUGUGAUGGCUAAUGCUUUGUACGAACCAUGGCUGAAGGAGAGGGAUGAUGUGGUUUUCUCAGCCCUGCACAAAGAAGGUGUUGAAUGUAAAAUGUUCCACUCGUACUGUCUCAGAGAUCCGUUUUCUGUCAGCACAGAGGGUGUGGGGCUCAGAGGCAUAGGUUCAGUGUCUCAUUUCAUGAACUGCUGCAGACAAAACCCAGGAGCUUCUAUAGGUGUUCCUCUGGACCCACCAGUGUCUCUUCCUUCACCUACCCGCUGGCCACAAGGUGUCCCAUUGGAUAUGCUUGGCCUCGCAUGCAUGCCACGCAGGAAGGACGGCACAAUUAUUGACUGGGCUGAAAACAUUCGCAAGUCCUGGGACUUUAGUGAAGACGGAGCACAUGCCCGACUGGAAGCUUUUCUUCAUGAUGGUGUGUAUAGAUAUGAAAAAGAGUCAGGCAGGGCAGAUGCUCCGAACACCAGCUGUCUGUCUCCCUACCUGCACUUCGGUCAGCUCAGUCCACGCUGGCUUCUAUGGGAUGCCAAAGGAGCCAGGUGUCGACCCUCAAAGUUCCAACGGAAGCUGGCCUGGAGGGAUUUGGCAUACUGGCAGCUAACACUGUUUCCUGAUCUGCCCUGGGAAUCACUCAGACCUCCAGCUUUACGUUGGAGCACUGAUUGCCGCCACCUAAAGGCUUGGCAGAAAGGUAAAACCGGCUACCCUCUGGUUGACGCAGCCAUGAGGCAGCUAUGGCUGACAGGCUGGAUGAACAACUACAUGCGACAUGUAGUGGCAUCUUUUCUCAUUGCUUAUCUCCAUCUGCCUUGGCAAGAGGGCUAUCGCUGGUUCCAGGACACCCUCGUGGAUGCAGAUGUUGCUAUCGAUGCUAUGAUGUGGCAGAACGGUGGUAUGUGUGGCCUGGAUCACUGGAACUUCGUGAUGCAUCCAGUUGAUGCAGCAAUGACCUGUGACCCGUACGGCAGCUAUGUCAGGAAAUGGUGUCCUGAGCUUGCAGAUUUGCCAGACGAGCUCAUACACAAACCCUGGAAAUGUCCUGCAUCCAUCCUGCGGCGAACAGGUGUGGUGUUUGGCCAGACGUAUCCUGAACGAAUAGUUACCAAUCUAGAGGAGCAGAGGAGCAAAUCUCUACAAGAUGUAGCUCUGGUGCGCAAGCAGUUUGAACAGUAUGUUGACAAGCGCUCAGGCUGUGAUUUGGUGCCUUUGCCCAAACGCCUUGUGUCUGAGGCUCUAGGUGUGUCUCACUGGGACGGGGCUGUGGUGACAGAGGGGAAACAGUUCCUGCUGCCUGUCAUCACCCGCAUGGAAUUCAAACACCAGCUGGAAGACCCGGACGCAGAUGCUGCUUCAAACCCUUACAACGCUGUCCUGAAAGGAUACGUGAGCCGCAAGAGGGACGAGACCAUAGCGUUCCUAAAUGAGACAGACUUUACAGCUAGUGUGAUGUACGAGGGAGCACACAGACAGGAGAGACUAGAGAGGGAUUACCGCAGAAUAGAGGGGCUCCCUCCGGCUCCAUCAAACCGUGGAAGGGCCAGAAGGACUCCAACAGCCAAGGACAAGUUCUCUGUUGUACCCGGUGGUGCCAUCGCUUCAAGGAACUGAACCAGAGAAGAAACAUGAAAUACUUCAAGGAUCAAAGUUACAAAAUUGUAAUGUACAUAAAAUACACACAUUGCUGGUGUAUUUUUUAAAGUGAACAGCUGUCUCCACAAGCGGCUUCCAUCCCUCUGCAUGCACACUACAAUGUUGGUUGAGACAGCAGAAAACUUUUUCAAAUUUUUCUACAUUAUAACCACAAUGUACUGCAUUGGAAUUUUAUGUAACACAUCAGUACAAUGUAGUGCACAACUAUGAAGUCGAAGGAAACUGAUGCAUAGUCCUUUGAUUUGGAAAUUUAAUCUCAUUCUUCUUUGCAAAGUAGUUACAAUGAAGAGAAUCUGUGACGAAUUUUCUGAAGACCAAUUUUCAAGGUUGCCACAGAUUCUUAGUUGGAUUUAGGUUUGAACUUUGGGUCAUUCAGACGUGUAUAUACUUUGAUUUAAUCCAUUCCACUGCAUCUCUUGCUGUUUUUGGGGUUAUUCUUGUAAAUCUCAAGAUAUUUUUAGCUUCCCAUAGCUUUUCUUCCUGGAAAACUGUGAUUGCUUUUGGCUCCAUUCACUUUCCCAUCAACUUUAACCAGUUUCCCUAUUCCUGCAUCAGCAAAAUGAAGCUGCCACCACCAUCCACCCUGAGGAUAGGGAUGUUCAGGGUGAUGUCCAAUAUUAAGUUUCAACCAUGCAUAAUGUACGUAUUGGCCAGAAAGUCCAAUUUUGGUGUCAUCAUCUUCAACCUGGUGUCUGUAGUCUCACCACUUAUCUACAAAAGUUGUAUCUUUGGAAUGUACAACCAUUUUCCCACCUGACUUACAGAUCUCUGCUGCUCCAUUAAAGUUAAUAAGAGCCUC
Xiphophorus hellerii (green swordtail) is the source of this 3855-nucleotide messenger RNA. Its product is annotated as deoxyribodipyrimidine photo-lyase. Gene Ontology annotation, cellular component: cytoplasm; nucleus. Gene Ontology annotation, biological process: entrainment of circadian clock by photoperiod; circadian regulation of gene expression. Gene Ontology annotation, molecular function: deoxyribodipyrimidine photo-lyase activity; FAD binding; DNA binding. Lineage: Eukaryota; Metazoa; Chordata; Actinopteri; Cyprinodontiformes; Poeciliidae. The record is from RefSeq and is a predicted model, not a curated record.